This is a messenger RNA of Staurois parvus, 323 nucleotides long. NCBI's taxonomy places the organism in Eukaryota, Metazoa, Chordata, Amphibia, Anura, Ranidae. The record is from the annotation of a GenBank genome assembly.
GACAUGUACACUGAUAAUCAGGGCACUGAUGAUCAGUGUGCCAUGAUGAUCAGUGUCACCCCAGAAGUGCCACCUGUCAGUGCCCAUCGAUGCCACCUGUCAUUACCCAUCAAUGGUAUCUGCCAGUGCCCAUCAGUGCCACAUCAAUGCCACAUAUCAGUGCCUACCAGUGCACAUCAAUGCCACAAAUCAGUGCCCAUCUGAGCUGUCUUUCAGUGCCACCUAUCAGUGCCAGUCAGUGCCACCUAUCAAUGCCAGUCAUCAGUGCCACCUAUCAAUGCACAUCAGUGCCGCCUAUCAGUGCCCGUCAGUGCUGCCUAUCA